AUGAAUGCAACCAUUAGUAAGCGUCAAAAUAAUAGUAAUGAUAAAGCUUAUAAUGAUAAGAAAAGAAGAGUUACUUUAACCAAUGCUCAAAGAUAUGCUUUAUGUCUUCAAAAAAAGAAUGAACCCAGUAUUAAGAAUUAUGAACUUGCUGCUAAAUAUGGUAUUGGAGUAUCAACAUGUAGUGAAAUUUUAGCCAAGUCAGACUAUUGGUUAUCCAUUAAUCCAGAUUCAAAUGAAGCAACUCAUAAGCGAAGCAAAGCACCAGUUUUUACGAAUGUCGAAUCAGCAGUUGCACUUUGGGUAAAAUAUGUGAUAGGCAAUAAGCAAACUUUAACAGGAUAUCUUAUACAAAAUAAGGCAAAAGAAUUUGCGGUAUUACUAAAUGAGGAUAAAUUUAACGCUUCAAAUGGAUGGUUACAUAAUUUUAAGUUACGCCACAAUAUUCGUGAAUAUAAGCGGCAGGGUGAAGCAGAUAGUGCUCCCUUGGAUAAACUACCUGAAUUUCAAAGCAAACUGCAAGAUGUUAUUCAGCCCUAUAGGCUUGAAGAUGUUUUUAACUGUGAUAAAACUAGUUUGUAUUAUCGGAUGGAACCUUCUC
Racocetra persica is the source of this 598-nucleotide messenger RNA. Lineage: Eukaryota; Fungi; Glomeromycota; Glomeromycetes; Diversisporales; Gigasporaceae. The record is from the annotation of a GenBank genome assembly.